AUGUAUCGUUUCCUAAAAUCGGUGCUGUUCGGAAUUCCAAUUGGGGUAACGUUUUUGGACUGCGUGGGAUAUGUAGCCAGGGUUGAUGGUAUUUCUAUGCAGCCUGCCUUAAAUCCGGAUUCUUCUCAGACUGAUUAUGUGUUCUUAUCAAGAUGGGCUGUACGUAGCAAUAAUAUACAAAGGGGACAUAUUGUUUGCCUAAUUUCGCCGAAAGACCCAAGCCAGAAGAUUAUAAAGCGCGUUGUCGGUUUGCAAGGCGAUGUAGUGGCUACUUUAGGAUAUAAGCAGGAAAUUGUACGAGUUCCAGAAGGUCAUUGUUGGGUGGAGGGUGAUCAUACAGGACAUUCUUUAGAUUCCAAUACAUUCGGACCAAUCGCACUAGGUUUAAUGACAGCGAGAGCGGCAUUCAUUGUGUGGCCCCCUGAAAGGUGGCAAAGUUUGCCAAGUGAGUUGCCACGGAAAAGGACACCCAUACAAAUAGCAAAAUCCACAAAUUAUCAAUAAGCAUGAGAAAGAAACUAC
Molecule: messenger RNA, 522 nt
Organism: Musca vetustissima
Lineage: Eukaryota; Metazoa; Arthropoda; Insecta; Diptera; Muscidae
Product: mitochondrial inner membrane protease subunit 2
Exons: 5
Coding region: 1-504 (167 amino acids)
Biological process (GO): mitochondrial respiratory chain complex assembly
Cellular component (GO): mitochondrial inner membrane peptidase complex; membrane
Molecular function (GO): serine-type endopeptidase activity
Source: RefSeq, a predicted model, not a curated record